Messenger RNA from Cavia porcellus (domestic guinea pig), 3952 nucleotides. RefSeq names its product LEM domain containing 1 (gene Lemd1). The transcript has 8 exons. The coding region runs from base 1064 to 1888 and encodes 274 amino acids. Lineage: Eukaryota; Metazoa; Chordata; Mammalia; Rodentia; Caviidae. The record is from RefSeq and is a predicted model, not a curated record.
UGAAUAUUUUUCUUCCAUAUGCGUGUUCCCUCCAGGCAAUUGUCUAGCGUCACCUGAAAUUGAUGAGGGUUCUUUUGGAGGUUAUUUUUGGGAAACUGGAGAAACAACAGACAGCUGUUCUCAGGAACUAGUGUCAUAGGAUUUGCCAAAGCUAGCCUCCAGGAAAAAAAAAGAAAAGAAAAAGAGAGAAAAGAAGAGAAAACUGAGAUGCAGUUCCCCUUUUCUUUCUAGCAUUAGGUUUUUUCUUAGGGAAAUGGAAGUGUUAAUUCAAUUUCCCAAACACAUAGAAAGGAGAGACUGGCGUUUGCUAAGCACCUACUAUGUGAAAGAAAAAUAAGCAGUUUUAAAGUUUAAAACCAUUCAGCUAGGUGCUCCUGAGCACUCAUAUAAGACAAUUCAUGGCGUUUUCUAGUUUGUAUACAAUGUUCUUCCUAAUUGGACAUUGACUGAUCACCAAUAAAAGCAAAGUCAUUACUUAAAAUUGAUCUAGAUCCUCCUAUGCUGAGUAAUUAUCUUGUGGUCACUUUCUCGGCAAUAUUAGAAAGCCUUGAAACAUGAUAGAAAUGAGGUACAAAAUCCUUAAAUUAAAAAUCUCUGUUAAAAGCCUUGACAAAUGGCUCUGUCUUCCUCACAGUUUUGUCAAAUGAGUGGAGGGCUUGAUUUUAGGGAGAUCAGGAGAUCAAUGAGAUAAAACUGAUUGAGCUUGAGGCGGCAGAGGUUUGGAAGCUAGAUCAAGACUUGCAUAAAUCUAUGUAAAUCAAUUUGUGUGCCAGAGAAUGAAUAGUUGACUUUUUUCAAAUGCCAAUUCAGCAAUUACAAAGUCUGCUGGUGGUUAAUUAAAAACUACCAUCUCGUUAUGCUCAGAGUUAAAUUGCAAGUGUGAAAACUACUACUGCUUGCAAUAACUGAAUGCUCUGUACUCUCUGUACUGUCAUCAAAAGGAGGGCAGGGAUAAAUAACUUUUAUUUAACUCACUUAAAAAAAAUCUCUCUCAGCUCUUUCAUAUUUAAUUAACUUCUUAUCUUCCCGGAGCUUGAGUCUUACACAGAGUUCCUGAACAAUAAUGGAAAUAUUUGUUCAUUUUGUCCGGAAGAUUUUCCUCACAUCAGCCAAGCAAAGAAGAUUCCACUGUCAGGAAAGAGACCAGACUUCCAUCACCAUGGUGGAUGUGCAAUGUCUGAGUGAUGCUGAAUUGCAAAAUCAACUUAAGAAGCUUGGAUUUUCACCUGGCCCAAUACUGCCUUCCACCAGAAAAGUGUAUGAAAAAAAGUUAGUGCAGUUGUUGGUUCCACCUCCCUGUGCAUCACCUAUGCUGGAUGGACCCAGAAAGCCGGAUGGACCUAAGGACAGCGAUGACAGUGAAGAGCUUAAUAUCACUUUGAAAGGAAAUGUCAUACUCGCAACAGAAAAAAGCCAGGAUUCCAAAAAAAACUUAAUCUUUGAAAUUCAAGAGGCGCAGGAAGACAAGGUGAAACCAAAGUGUGGUUAUGAUCGUUUCAAGACGCUCAGAAAGGGAUUGAACUCACCACUUCAUGCCAGCCACACCACUGAGCUAAAUCCCUGGUCCCAAGAACAUGUUUUGAAUGAAAAAUUUAUUGAAUCAAGAUGGAGGCACAAAGAAAGACCUGGGGCUUCCACCAGUAAAACAAGAGCUCUCAAUGUCUACUGUGUGGGUCCGAAGCCUUCCAAGGCAAAAAGGUGCCCUGCCAGAGCGUGGAACUACAGGAACAAAUGUAGGACUGUCCCCCCAGGGACGAGGUGCUGUGUGGGGAACCUGAGUGACCUCAGGAGCCAGUUCCCAGUGUGCCUGAGGCUGGCUGUGCUUGGCAUUUUCUUCAUCGUGCUGUUCGUCUACAUUACUGUGGAAAAGAAGUCACUCUUCGGUUAGGCACUUUAGGAACAGGGCGUUGCACCGAGCCUUGGUAUCUCCGCACCAGCCCUUCUGCUUCAGGGACGAACCCAGGGCUAGGCCGGACUAAGCUGGCCAGCACUCUGAAGCCAGGCAGCCUUCCCUGGCCCUGUGACGGGCAGCACACAGCCAUAUCGGGGCCCAGCCAGGUGGAAAAAGAGAACCAGGCAGCCAUGUGGAGACAGUGAUGGUUAGCAAAUCCCCUGAGUGAUGUAAGUCAUCAUUAAAGGCACUUCCAUGUAAAGCGGAAUUCAAACAAGAAAACCAGCCUGCUGUUCUUCUCUCCUCUCCUCUCCUCUCCUCUCCUCUCCUCUCCUCUCCUCUCCUCUCCUCUCCUCUCCCCUGCUUUCUCUCCCCUCCCUUCCCCUCCUCUGCCAUCCACUCCUCUGCCCUCUCCUCUCCUUUCCUCCCCUCCUCUCUCCUCUCUCUCUUUCCUUUUCUUUGCAAACAAAAGAUCUCACAUCUUCCUCACUGAGCCAACCCACUAGUACAGAAAAUAGAAACAAAGAGAAAAUUAGGUUCUCAGGAAAACAUGUCCAGCUGGUAGACAGUGGCAACCUUCACAGCUUGGUAUGGCAAAGUGACAGUGACACCCCUACAGCAUAAAUGUGAGUCAUCUCAGGUGCCACUUGCUCAUAGACCUGGCUUGAUCUUCUUCAUUAAGUGGUGCCUAACUUUGUUAUCAGUUUUUAUCCAAAUCCACUGGGGAAGAACAGGUGAAUUUCUUUUGUUUCUCAGCCAGGAAUCCCUUGAUCCUGAGUCGUGGUAGGGUCCCAGGAAUGGAGUCUGUGAUAUCCCAGAUAGUGGAGAGGAGGAGACAGUGUGGUUAGCUACAGUGAUAAGUGGGAGGUUAUUUUUUAGUCACUCUGCAAAUUGUACAGCCAACCUCAAGAAAGGCUUCAAGAGCUGAUUAACAAGACAGGGGGAAGGUUGUGACUGGGGAAGAGCUCUCUGAAGCCUGAGCCCUAGGUUUGAAUCCCCUGCUCUAAACACAACAGCAAACUAGGAACGUGGUUAAGCCAACCCAAAGAAAUGCCCAGCAUCACAAAAACAAUUUAGAACAAGACAGCAUUUUUAUCUUCGGAAUUUAGAAAGAGUCUAAGAAAUAAAGGCCUAAGGAGGGAGGGUAAUGACCAGGGGCCCCCUCUUUUAUGGCUCUGUCAAUUAGCAUCAACUGAAAACUGAGACAGAACAGACCUCUGAGGGUACUGAAGAAUUUGAAGAAAUAAUGCAUAUAAACUACUUCCUGGGGUUGCAGUAAGCAAUCCAUAAGUGCGAAGCAGUGGUUCAGUGUGACCUCCUUCCCCUGGGAGGAGCCGGUUUUAGGCACGCGCUGUCCCAGUUUCCCACUCAAACACCCAACAAUGGGGAAAUAGUUGAAUAAACAGAAUUACAGUUACCACCUCCCCUCCUCCCUUCUCCUUCUCCUCCUCACCCUCCUCUCCUUUGCCUGUUCUUCUAUUUUCUUUUUGUGGUUCUACGGAUUGAACCCAGGACUUUCACACCGAGCUAUAUUCUUAAUCCUUUCCUUUCUUUUAAAAUUUAGUCUUUUAGAGAUUUUUGUUUGAAACAGGAUCUAGCUAAAUUGCCACAGCUGGGGUCCUCAGACUUUCAUUCUUUCUGCCUCAGCUUCCCAGAACACAUGAGAUUAUAAGUGUGCAAAGCUACACAAGGACAGGGAUUGUACAGCUUCAUGACAGAUAAUAAAACAAAAUUUAAAUAUUAGCUGGAUGUGUUGACCCAUGCCCACAAUCCCAGCACUCAGGAGGAUCACCUGCACUACAUAGUGAGUUCAAGACUGUUUGCUGUUCAGGGGAGGUGGGGUGCACCUGUAGUUCUACUUACUUGGGAGCCUGGAACAAAAAAAUCACAAGUCUGAGUGAGAACAUCUUGUCCAUGAAAUAAAACUCCAGUAAGUCUGGCUUAAACAGAUAGGAAUUCAUUUUUAUCUUAUAAGAAGUCUGGAACUUAAGACAUAUCAUAUUGUUUACCACAUGUAAUAUGAUUCUGAUUCAGAUAAACCAAAUAAAGAAAAAAUUGUGA